UGGAUUCAUCGCCCCUCUGGAGCUCUGCCUAAUCACGCUCCUGAUAGAGACGACGGGACCGACCCAUCCAACGGCUCUUAUCCUCCUUUGUACACGCGUCACAAUUUCCUUCUCCAGCGCCGCGAUUCGAGCCUCCCCUAAUCUGCAACACCAAAAGCCAAAGGAGAGGUGAGUGCUCCUCAGCAAGCAAGAGCAGAGGGGGAGAGAGAGGAGCGGGCUACUAGGGCAUGGGGGGAGGGGAGUGGGUGGCGGAGCCGAUGUUCCCGGAUGAGGUAUGGGAGUAUGUCUUCUCUUUUGUGGAGGCGGACGUAGACAGGAACGCGAUCUCGCUGGUCUGCCGGGGGUGGUACCGGAUCGAGCGGCGGGGGCGCAUCUUUGUUGGGAACUGCUACGCCGUUUCUCCGGCGAUGGCUUUACAGCGUUUUCCUGAAGUCAGAGCGGUGACCAUCAAAGGAAAGCCCCACUUCGCCGAUUUCGAUCUUGUGCCGAGGGACUGGGGUGCCGGAGCUGCUGUGUGGGUGGAGGCGUUGGCGGAGGUUUGUCCGCAGAUCGAGGAGCUUAGGUUUAAGAGAAUGGUGGUCACUGAUGAGUGUCUUGAGCUCAUCGGGAGGUCCUUUCGGAACUUCAAGGUGCUCUCACUUGCGUCCUGCGAGGGUUUCAGUACUUCUGGGCUGGCAUCCAUCGCUUCCAAUUGCAGAAACCUAAGAGAGUUGGACCUGCAGGAGAACGACAUUGAGAAUAAUUGUAGCCAUUGGCUUAGUCAUUUCCCAGAAUCUUUCUCGUCAUUGAUAUCACUUAACAUUGCCGGCCUUGAUGGGGAGAUAAAUUUUUCCGUUCUUGAGCGGCUUAUGCAGAGCUGCUCUAAGCUCAUGACACUUAAACUCCACCAGUCCUUGCCUCUUGACCGGCUUGCUGGUAUUCUCCGUAAAGCCCCACAACUGGUCAACCUGGGAACUGGCAGAUUUUCAGCUGAUUCUCGUCCGGACCUUUUUGCAAACCUUGAAUCGUCAUUUAUGGAAUGUAGGGGUCUGAAAAGCAUAUCUGGUCUUUAUGAUGCUGUUCCUGCAUAUCUUCCAACUAUCUACCCCGUUUGUGAUGGGCUUAGCUCUCUAAAUCUGAGCUAUGCUAACCUGCAAAGUGCUGAACUUAUAAAGCUGAUUACACGGUGUAAAAAUCUCCAGCGUUUAUGGGUCAUGGACUUAAUCGAGGACGAUGGUCUUGAAGCCGUUGCAUCAUCUUGCAAGCUUCUCCAAGAGCUUCGAGUCUUUCCCUUUGAUCCUUACGAUCUAGAACCUGUUUCUCUUACCGAGCGUGGGCUUGUGAGCAUCUCUGCCGGUUGCCCGUUGCUUCGCUCUGUGCUCUACUUCUGCCGACAAAUGACAAACAACGCACUCAUCACCGUUGCAACAAACUGCCCAAAUUUAACGUGUUUUCGACUUUGCAUCCUCGAGCCACAAACCGCCGAUCAUCUCACCGAUCAACCACUCGAUAUUGGAUUCAGUGCCAUCGUCAAAUCAUGCAAGGAGCUCCGACGCCUUUCCCUCUCUGGCCUCCUAACCGACCAAGUCUUCGAAAGCAUCGGUGCACACGCAAAUAAGGUUAAAAUGCUGUCGGUUGCCUUUGCUGGAAAGAGCGAUGCAGGCCUACAUUAUAUUCUAUCAGGUUGUAGAAGUCUAAAAAAAUUAGAAAUUCGGGAUUGUCCUUUUGGGGAUAAGGCUCUUUUGGCCAACAUGGCGAAGCUGGAGACAAUGCGAUCCCUUUGGAUGUCAUCGUGCUCUGUGAGUUUGGGGGCUUGUAGAUUACUGGCUCGGAGAAAGCCGAGGCUCGACGAGAGGCGAGGAGGGUCAGUGGGUUCAAGGCGCGAUGACUCCCCCGUCGAGAAGCUUUAUAUAUACAGAACGGUUGCCGGUCCGAGGUCUGACGUGCCAAAUUGUGUUUGGACGAUAUAGAGGUUUUAUUUUGUGUAGCCAUGAAGACUAGAGCCUCAGUUUUAAAGCAGUGGUGUCAAAUUGAAAUAAGGAGAAUGUAUUCACUUAUAAUGAUAUUGUAUUAUGGUUUAGUGAGGAGCUGUCUUAAUGGAUUUGCUGGUCGGCCAAUAGUUUAAUGUAAAUGAGCUGUCUUUUAAUUUCCUUAGGUAGUCUAUUUGCCAAAUCUCUUGUAUUUCUCUUUAUAGUUUUGCAUUUUUCUUCGACUAAUGUCAAAUCUAUCGUAUUGUUGGAAGUUA
Phalaenopsis equestris is the source of this 2224-nucleotide messenger RNA. RefSeq names its product transport inhibitor response 1-like protein Os05g0150500. Lineage: Eukaryota; Viridiplantae; Streptophyta; Magnoliopsida; Asparagales; Orchidaceae. Gene Ontology annotation, molecular function: protein binding. Gene Ontology annotation, biological process: SCF-dependent proteasomal ubiquitin-dependent protein catabolic process. The record is from RefSeq and is a predicted model, not a curated record. Gene Ontology annotation, cellular component: SCF ubiquitin ligase complex.